UCUAGUGUGUGACUGAGUCUGGGAGCGAAGCGAGCGAGCGAGAGGGCGAGCGAGGAGUGUGUGUGUGUGGGGUGUGUGAGCGGUCCUUAGCUGAGGCCGACGCUCGCCAAGGGGCUCCCUCAGGACGAGGGACAAAGGGGUCGCGAGGCACUUAGGCUACCGGGUAGGGGAAGGGCCCGCGCUGUCCUCCGGGGCUCCAGAGCCGGAGUCGGCCCCACAGCCCCGGGAGCUUCCUACUUCCUCGACCUCCUGGGCGCCCGGGCCUGAGGACCGACCGGCUCGGCGUGGGGAGAGGGGGCCAAGGCGACUGGAGCCGCUCUCCGUGCCCCCUCCGCCCCACUGCUGAGGAAUUCUCCUUUCUUCCUCGGCUCCUGCGCCCACCCCCCACCUCAUGUAGGAGGGUGCCGAGGAGUCGGGAGGGAGGAGGAGCCCGGGCUUGAGCGUCCCUGCCCUCCCCACCCCCUUCCCGGGGCGCUUCGGUGGGCGUGGAGUUGGGGCUCGAGGGGGGAGGGUGGGGAUUACUUUUUGGAGUGCUGGGGAACUUUUUCCCCUUCCUCAGGCGCCGGGAAAGGGAAUGCCCAAUUCCGAGAGACACGGGGGCAAGAAGGACGGCAGUGGAGGAGCUUCUGGAACUUUACAGCCGUCCUCGGGAGGAGGCGGCGGCGGCGGCGGCGGCUCCAACAGCCGAGAGCGUCACCGCUUGGUGUCGAAGCACAAGCGGCACAAGUCCAAGCACUCUUCCUCCAAAGACACGGGGGUGGUGGCCCUCGAGGCGGCGGCCUUGGGGACGGCCAUCAAACCUCUGGUGGAGUACGAUGACAUCAGCUCUGAUUCGGACACCUUCUCGGAUGACACGGCCUUCAAGCUGGUGCGGCGGGAGAACGAGGAGCGGCGCGGGACGGAGCGCAGCGAGCGGCUGCACAAGCAUCGCCACCACCAGCACCGGCGCUCCCGGGAGUCGAUCCGCAGCAAGCCGAGCGACAGAGCCAGGAGCCAGGAGGCGGGCAGCAGGUCGGGGGCCGGCAAGGAGGGCACGGCGGGCGGUUCGAAGCGGACCCACGAGGACAGCGACGACCACGGCAAGGCGCAGGGGUCCAAGGGCGGCGGCGGCAAGGAGUCCCGCUCGUCCAAGCUGCACAAGGAGAAGAGCCGCAAGGAGCGCGGGGAGCUCAAAUCCGGCCACAAAGACCGGAGUAAGAGUCAUCGCAAAAGGGAGACCCCCAAAAGUUACAAGACGCUCGACAGCCCCAAGCGGCGAUCCCGGAGUCCCCACCGGAAGUGGUCCGACAGCUCCAAACCCGACGACAGCCCCUCCGGAGCGUCCUACGGUCAGGACUACGACCUGAGCCCCCCGCGAUCGCACGCGUCCAGCAACUACGACUCGUACAAGCGCAGCCCCGGCAGCGCGUCCCGCAGGCCGUCGCUGAGCCCGCCCUACAAGGAGCCCUCGGCCUACCAGUCCAGCACCCGCUCGCCCAGCCCCUACAGCCGGCGCCAGCGCUCCGUGAGCCCCUACAGCCGCAGACGCUCGUCCAGCUACGAGAGGAGCGGCUCGUACAGCGGCCGCUCGCCCAGCCCCUACAGCCGGCGGCGCUCCAGCAGCCCCUUCCUGAGCAAGCGCUCGCUCAGCCGCAGCCCCCUGCCCAGCAGGAAAUCCAUGAAGUCUAGAAGUAGAAGUCCUGCAUAUUCAAGACACUCAUCUUCUCACAGUAAAAAGAAGAGAUCGGGGUCCCGCAGUCGUCACUCCAGUAUCUCACCUGUCAGGCUUCCGUUGAAUUCCAGUCUGGGAGCUGAACUUAGUAGGAAGAAGAAGGAACGUGCAGCUGCUGCAGCAGCAGCCAAACUGGAUGGGAAGGAAUCCAAAGGUUCACCUCUAUUUUUGCCGAAGAAAGAGAACAGCAGUUCAAUAGAGGCUAAGGAUUCAAACUUGGAAUCUAAGAAGUUAUCCAAGGGUAUAAAAUUGGAAAAAUCUGCAGAUACAGAACUGGUGAAUGUAACACAGCUGAAUGCAGAAGUCAAGAAUUCGUUAGAUACAGGGAAGGUAAAGGUGGAUGAAAACUCUGAGAAGCAUCCUGUUCUUAAAGAUUUGAAAGCACAGGGAACAAGAGACUCUAAACCCAUAGCUCCUAAAGAAGAGAAUGUUACUGCGAAGGAGACAGAGACAUCAGAAAAGGAGACCCCUCCACCUCUUCCCACAGUUACCUCUCCACCCCCCUUGCCAACUACUACCCCUCCACCUAGGACACCCCCUUUGCCACCUUUGCCUCCACUACCAGCUAUUCCACCGCAACCACCUCUGCCACCUCCCCAGCCAGCAGCCAGUCAGGCUUCGGCUUCCAGCACUUCUCACCCACGGACAUCUGCCCUGUCCUCUCAGGCAAAUUCUCAGCCUCCUGUACAGGUUUCUGUGAAGACACAAGUAUCUGUAACAGCUGCUAUUCCACACCUGAAAACUUCGACGUUGCCUCCUCUGCCUCUCCCACCCUUACUACCUGGAGAGGAUGACUUGGAUAGUCCAAAAGAAACUCUCCCUUCAAAACCUGUCAAGAGAGAGAAGGAACAGAGACCCCGACACUUACUCACAGACCUCCCUCUCCCUCCUGAACUCCCUGGUGGGGAUCCUUCUCCGCCUGACUCUCCAGAACCAAAGGCUAUCACACCACCUCAGCAACCAUAUAAAAAGAGACCAAAAAUUUGUUGUCCUCGAUAUGGAGAGAGAAGGCAAACAGAAAGCGACUGGGGGAAGCGCUGUGUGGACAAGUUUGAUAUCAUUGGAAUUAUUGGAGAGGGAACCUAUGGCCAAGUAUAUAAAGCCAAGGAUAAAGAUACAGGAGAACUGGUAGCUCUGAAGAAGGUGAGACUAGACAAUGAGAAAGAGGGCUUCCCAAUCACAGCUAUCCGUGAGAUCAAAAUCCUUCGUCAGUUAAUCCAUCGAAGUGUUGUUAACAUGAAGGAAAUCGUCACAGACAAACAAGAUGCUUUGGAUUUUAAGAAGGACAAAGGUGCCUUUUACCUUGUAUUUGAGUACAUGGACCAUGACUUAAUGGGACUGCUGGAAUCUGGUUUGGUGCACUUUUCUGAAGAUCAUAUCAAGUCAUUCAUGAAACAGCUAAUGGAAGGAUUGGAUUACUGUCACAAAAAGAAUUUCCUGCAUCGAGAUAUUAAAUGUUCUAACAUUUUGCUGAACAACAGUGGACAAAUAAAACUUGCAGAUUUUGGACUUGCUCGGCUCUAUAACUCUGAAGAAAGUCGCCCUUAUACAAACAAAGUUAUUACUCUGUGGUACAGACCUCCAGAACUACUGCUCGGAGAGGAACGUUAUACACCAGCCAUAGAUGUUUGGAGCUGUGGAUGCAUCCUUGGGGAACUGUUCACAAAGAAGCCCAUCUUUCAAGCUAAUCUGGAACUGGCUCAGCUAGAAUUGAUCAGCCGACUCUGUGGGACUCCUUGUCCAGCUGUGUGGCCUGAUGUUAUCAAGUUGCCCUAUUUCAACACCAUGAAACCGAAGAAGCAGUAUAGAAGGCGUUUACGAGAAGAAUUCUCUUUCAUUCCUUCAGCAGCACUUGAUUUAUUGGACCACAUGCUGACACUCGAUCCUAGCAAGCGAUGUACAGCUGAACAGACCCUGCAGAGUGACUUCCUUAAAGAUGUUGAGCUCAGCAAAAUGGCUCCUCCAGAUCUUCCCCACUGGCAGGAUUGCCAUGAACUGUGGAGUAAAAAACGGCGACGACAACGACAAAGUGGUGUUUUGGUGGAAGAACCUCCUCCACCCAAAGUCGCUCGCAAAGAAACUACCUCAGGGACAAGUGCUGAGCCUGUGAAGAACAGCAGCCCAGCACCACCUCAGCCUGCUCCCAGCAAGGUGGAGCCUGGGGCUGGGGAUGCAAUAGGCCUUGGUGACAUCACACAGCAGCUAAAUCAAAGUGAAUUGGCAGUGUUAUUGAACCUGCUGCAGAGCCAAACCGACCUGAGCAUCCCUCAGAUGGCACAGCUGCUUAACAUCCACUCCAACCCAGAGAUACAGCAGCAGCUGGAAGCCCUGAACCAGUCCAUCAGUGCCCUGACGGAAGCCAAUUCCCAGCAGCAGGACUCAGAGCCCAUAGCCCCAGAGGAAUCUUUAAAGGAGGCACCCCCAGCCCCAGUGGUCCUGCCUUCAGCAGAACAGACAACCCUUGAAGCUUCAAGCACACCAGCUGACAUGCAGAAUAUGUUGGCAGUUCUCUUGAGUCAGCUGAUGAAAACCCAGGAGCCAGCAGGCAACCUGGAGGAAAACAACAGUGACAAGAACAGUGGGCCACAGGGACCCCGAAGAACUCCCACAAUACCCCAGGAGGAGGCAGCAGCAUGUCCUCCUCACAUUCUUCCACCAGAGAAGAGGCCCCCUGAGCCCCCCGGACCUCCACCGCCGCCACCUCCACCCCCUCUGGUUGAAGGCGAUCUUUCCAGCGCCCCGCAGGAGUUGAACCCAGCCGUGACAGCCGCCUUGCUGCAACUUUUAUCCCAACCUGAAGCAGAGCCUCCUGGCCGCCUGCCACAUGAGCACCAGGCCUUGAGACCAGUGGAGUACUCCAAUCGGCCCCAUCCAAACAGGACUUACGGAAACACUGAUGGGCCUGAAACAGGGUUCAGUGCCACUGACACUGAUGAACGCAACUCUGGUCCAGCCUUGACAGAAUCCUUGGUCCAGGCCCUGGUGAAGAACAGGACCUUCUCCGGCUCUGUGAGCCACCUUGGGGAGUCCAGCAGUUACCAGGGCACAGGGUCAGUGCAGUUUCCAGGUGACCAGGACCUCCGUUUUGCCAGGGUUCCCUUAUUACACUCAAUAGUCGGGCAACCAUUCCUGAAGGCUGAGGGAAGCAGCAACUCUGUCAUGCAUACAGAGACCAAAUUGCAAAACUAUGGGGAGCUGGGGCCAGCAACCGCUGGGGCCAGCAGCUCAGGAGCAAGCCUUCACUGGGGCACUCCAGCUCAGUCUUCUGCUUACGGAAAACUCUAUCGGGGACCUACGAGAAUCCCACCAAGAGGGGGAAGAGGGAGAGGAGUUCCUUACUAGCCCAGAGACUUCAGUGUCCUGAAAUAUUCCUUUCUUAUCCAUCCUUCCAUCCAGUCCUCAAAACCUUAAAUGAAAUUGUUUGCCAGACUGAGGUAAUCAUCUGCAUUUGGCUAGUGCAAAGCUGUCCAUUGUAUUUCUUGCUCACUUGUUAGUAGCAAGUGACUUAUAAGGAUGUUGGCAACAGUUCCUUCUGGAUGAGUAAAAGCCAGAACUUCAACUGUGCCUAGUAGAUACAGUAGAGAAUAUGAAAAGGGUCAUUAAAUUAAAAAGUAAACGUUUUAUUACCUAUUGACUACAUUCUUGAGCGGAAGAGAACAUUUUCAGUUUUGAGAUGGCUCAGGAGAGGCUCCAUUUGGUUUUUAAAGUUUUGGGACUUUUUUGAUGGUUUCAAAUUUUAGAUUGGGUUUUUGGUUUUUCUUUUGAAGAUAAUAGUGUUCACAAAAUUUGAGCUGCUGAUAGGCUUUUGUUAAAAGGGAAACAGAGAGUGGCCUGGCUGAUUUAAAUAAAUGUUUUCUUCCUCUCCACCAUCUCACAUUUUUUUGCUUUUAAAGUGAACACUUUUUUCCUCAUUGAGCAUCUUGAACAUAGCUUUUUCCAAAUAAAUUACUCAUUCUUACAGUUGGUUUAACUUUGAUAACAAAUAUGCCCCUUGCUGCACAUAAAGCAGGUUGUGGAAGGUGGAGUUUUUGGACAAAUAGGUGGACUACACUCAGUCUCUGUUUUUACCUGUAUAUAUUAAUGUUCUCUCUCCUCUUUCUUCCCAUCUUCUCCCUCUGUCCCCUUCCUUUCUCCAUUUCCUUCUCAGUCUUUGUUCUCUUUCUGCCUCCACUUUCCCUUUCCCUCCUGUUUUGAGUAAUUUCUUUGGAAAAAAGUAAUCAUUGAGAUGCCAAAGAACCUGAAACAAUUAUUUACUUUUUUUUUUUUUAAAUAAAAGAAAGGAAAUUCAAACUCUUACAUUGUUCUUUGUAACUCUUCAAUUCUAGAAUCUAUUUUUUUUAAAGCCAUGUUUUGAUGGGGAAGUUGAUUUGUAAAUGUGGACAGCCUAGGACUUUGCUGCUGAACUGUGGUUAACGAUGAUACCUCCAUUCCCAGAGGGGUAAUGAGAGCAGGUAGUAUAUUGUUUACAUGAAUAUUUUUAUGUCCAAAAAAAAAAAUCUUUCAAACCAAGCAUUGUGAUAUUGUCAAAAAUAUGUGCAAAUGUAACCUAGUUUAGGGUGGGUAUUUUUCUGAAGAUACCUUUUAUAAGAGAGUUUUAAAAUUGCAUAUUGAGAGAAAGAACAGUAUUGACAUAUACACAUCCCAGCCAUGCAUAUCCUGCCAAUUCUUUUAGAGACUUUCCACCAGAGGAAUUUGGUUUUGGUUUUGGUACAGGGGUUUAAAGUAUGACUUCCUGGCAAGAACUUUGCAUUAACAUAAACAGGAAAUGGAAAAUUCGAGAAUGACUCUCAGUGUUGAAUAAUUUGAGAGGCUUCUCAUUCUGUCUUCCAUUUCUAUGUGAGUACCAGCAUAAAGAGUGUUUAAGAAAGCAAUUACAUGUCAUAUAAUUUGCACAGACUUAUUUCGUGAAGCUUAGGUUAGCCCUGUUUCACAAAACAUACUUCAGCGUCUGGGAGAAUAGUUUUCAAAACCUAAGUGAAAGUUCAUGUUUCAAUGCCAAGUUCUUACAUUAAAUAAAAUCCACUUGUAAGAAAAAAGUGCAUUAGUUAACAAAAGAAAACUUUAAAGAAAUGAAAAAGAAUCCACUUAAGAUACUUGAUGAAGACUUUUCAUGUUAAUUAUAAUAGGUAGUUAUUGGUGUGUGUAUUUCUUUACCAUUCUUUGGUUUUUUGGUCUGCCCUUAUCCUUGGGGCCAAACAUGGAUUAGAAAGAGAACCAUUCAACCAUUUUGGCAUUAAUGAUUUUUUUUAUGCCACUAUGUUCAGAUUUUCCAGGCAUAUUGCGAUUGGUUAAUUGCAAGAAAAUUCAUUGGAACCUUCGGUCUGUCGACUUCUGAACAGUCUUCAGACGUGGACCGUCAUAUUUUAGAGAAUUUCAGUUAGUUGGCUUGGGCCCCAGUCCCUCCCCCAUCCCCAUGUUUUUGAUUAAAAAGCUGAGCCUUAGAUACUUGGAAAAGUAUCUGCUAAGUGAAAAAAAAAAUUGAUUUCCCACCAAAUAUGAAUAAAAUUUUUAUAUGUUUUCAUUGCAUUUUGGUUAUCAGCAAUCAUCAAUAAUGUUUUCCUUUCCCCUUCCCACCCUUAUUUUUAAAUUAUGUCAAACAUUCUGAAUAAUCCUUAAGCCUCCAUUCUCCCAUCCCUGGUAGGGGUGGAUGUACGUGUGAGUGUGUGUAUGUGUAUACAUGAUCCCAUCUCACCCCACCCCAGUUUGGGGAGUCUUAACUCUUAAAAUUAAAAAAAAAAAAAAAAAAACCUUUGGUAAUUGGACUAUCUCUAAAAGCAGAGGAGAAAAGAAACUCAUUUACUACCCUGGAACCUAUGUGGAGGAAGAAAAGGUAUUUGUUCAUUUUUCAGCCUUGUUAAUCUAUGGAUGUGAUGGAAGUGAAGGUUUGGCAGAAUUUCAGCUUGGCUGUUCAAAAAUUACAAACCCAGUUCCAUUCAAAAGUGGUUUUGGUUUUAUUUUAUUUAUUGCCCCAUGGAAGAUACUAAGUCUGUUAAAUACAUUAUUUUGAACAGAUGAGAAAUCUAAUUCUGUUCAUGAAUGGGAAGCAAAACUGGUUUGACCAUUGAUAAUUUUUGUGGUUUUGAAAAAAGGUUUGACCCAGUUUUUAGUUUUUUCUCCUUCAGCUGGCCCUAGGAAUAAUAAGGAUUUGAAAAUGACAUUGGAUUGAUAUGGUUAAAGCAGGGCAGUUAGCACAGAUCUGUAAGUAGGACUUGUGUUCGCUUAUGCCAUAGACAUCACCCAAUCACUUGUAUGUGUGUAUGUAUAUAAUAUGCUUAUAUAGUUACAGUGCUACAAUGGUUACCAGCAGGUUUUGAGAGAGAAUGCUGCAUCAGAAAAGUGUCAGUUGCCACCUCAUUUUCCCUGACUUAGGUUCCUGACACUGUAUUCCUUUCUCUCUCUUGUUUUUGCCCCCAUCGGGUAUACUUUGUCUAUGUACAGAUAUUUUGUAAUAUAUUAAAUUUUUUUCUUUCAGUUUAUAAAAAUGGAAAGUGGAGAUUGGAAAAUUAAAUAUUUCCUGCUA
Molecule: messenger RNA, 8231 nt
Organism: Ochotona curzoniae (black-lipped pika)
Lineage: Eukaryota; Metazoa; Chordata; Mammalia; Lagomorpha; Ochotonidae
Gene: CDK12
Product: cyclin dependent kinase 12
Exons: 15
Coding region: 575-5053 (1492 amino acids)
Biological process (GO): transcription elongation by RNA polymerase II; protein phosphorylation; positive regulation of transcription elongation by RNA polymerase II
Cellular component (GO): cyclin/CDK positive transcription elongation factor complex; nucleus
Molecular function (GO): ATP binding; cyclin binding; cyclin-dependent protein serine/threonine kinase activity
Source: RefSeq, a predicted model, not a curated record